AUGGAAAAAUGGUACUUGAUGACUGUAGUGGUCUUAGUAGGACUAACAGUACGGUGGACAGUUUCUCUUAAUUCUUAUUCAGGUGCUGGAAAACCCCCUAUGUUUGGUGAUUAUGAAGCUCAGAGACACUGGCAAGAAGUUACUUUCAAUUUACCAGUCACACAGUGGUAUUUUAACACCAGCAAUAACAAUUUACAAUACUGGGGACUGGAUUACCCACCUCUAACAGCUUAUCAUAGUCUCUUAUGUGCAUAUGUGGCAAAGCUUAUAAAUCCUGAUUGGAUUGCUCUCCAUACAUCACGUGGAUAUGAGAGUCAUACACAUAAACUCUUCAUGCGUACAACAGUUUUUGUUGCUGAUUUGCUGAUUUACAUACCUGCAGUGAUUUUGUAUUGUUGUUGCUUAAAAGAAACUUCAACUAAUGGAAAGAUUGCUAAUGCAUUAUGCAUACUGCUAUAUCCAGGCCUUAUUCUUAUCGACUAUGGACAUUUUCAAUAUAAUUCUGUGAGUCUUGGCUUUGCUUUGUGGGGUGUUCUUGGCGUAUCUCAUGACUGGGACCUGCUAGGGUCCCUGGCAUUUUGUUUAGCUAUAAAUUAUAAACAGAUGGAACUUUACCACUCCUUGCCAUUUUUUUGUUUUUUACUUGGCAAGUGUUUUAAAAAAGGCCUGAAAGGAAAGGGGUUUGUGUUACUAAUAAAGAUAGUUUGCACAGUGGUGGCUUCCUUCAUUCUCUGCUGGCUGCCGUUCUUUGCAGAAAGAGAACAAAUCCUGCAAGUUCUAAGACGACUUUUCCCCGUUGAUCGUGGGUUAUUUGAGGAUAAAGUAGCCAAUAUUUGGUGUAGCUUCAAUGUCUUUCUGAAGAUUAAGGAUAUUUUGCCACGUCACAUCCAGGUAAUAAUGAGCUUUUGUUUUACAUUUUUGAGUCUGCUUCCUGCAUGUAUAAAAUUAACAUUUCAGCCCUCUCCCAAAGCAUUCAAAUUUACUCUGGUUAGCUGUGCUCUAUCAUUCUUUUUAUUUUCUUUCCAAGUACAUGAAAAGUCCAUUCUCUUGGUAUCAUUACCAAUCUGUUUAAUUUUAAAUGAAAUUCCUUUUAUAUCAACAUGGUUUCUACUUGUGUCAACAUUUAGUAUGCUACCUCUUUUAUUGAAGGAUGGACUCCUGUUGCCCUCAGUUGUGACAAUGAUGGCAUUCUCUAUAGCUUGUGCUACCUCCUUUUCAAUAUUUGAAAAGAUUUCUGAAGAAGAACUGCAGUUGAAAUGCUUCUCCACUUCUGUAAGGAAGUAUCUUCCACAUGUCACAUUUCUUCCCAGAAUUAUACAACAUUUGUUUCUUUUUUCAGUAAUUGUUAUGGUCCUUCUGACGCUGAUCACUGUCACACUGGAUCCUCCUCAGAAAUUACCAGACUUAUUUUCUGUAUUGAUAUGUUUUAUAUCCUGCUUGCACUUCCUGUUCUUCUUAGUAUACUUUAACAUUAUAAUCAUGUGGGAUUUGAGAAAUGGAAGAAAUCAGAAGAAAAUCAACUAG
This is a messenger RNA of Orycteropus afer afer, 1524 nucleotides long. It is a transcript of the gene ALG6, whose product is annotated as ALG6 alpha-1,3-glucosyltransferase. The transcript is spliced from 14 exons. Gene Ontology annotation, biological process: protein N-linked glycosylation. Lineage: Eukaryota; Metazoa; Chordata; Mammalia; Tubulidentata; Orycteropodidae. The coding region runs from base 1 to 1524 and encodes 507 amino acids. The record is from RefSeq and is a predicted model, not a curated record. Gene Ontology annotation, cellular component: endoplasmic reticulum membrane. Gene Ontology annotation, molecular function: dolichyl pyrophosphate Man9GlcNAc2 alpha-1,3-glucosyltransferase activity.